UUGGCCAUUCAUUGUAGUCCCCAACUAGAUGUAGCCUUUCAGGACAUGAAAUAAUCCGCCCCUCAGAAAAGAACAAUCUCAAAGUGGAACAUUAGUGCUGGAUGCAUAAUGGCAGUUCGGCGGCUGGCGUACCUUCAGAAUCCGAGACGCGUGACAGGUGUGUGUACGGAGUGUAGGACGGUACAUGGACACUUCCACACACUAAAGAUCUCUGCAGGCAAAUGGAUCAACAAAUUGAAGGACCAGUUUUUAUUACAAGUCCCAUUUAUUGGCAGUAAUUUCAACAUAAGGAAGCUGCUCAAAAGAUAUGGAUGGUGAUGACAGUGUUAUUGAAGAUGAAUGGGCUGGCUUGCGUAGAAGGUUUAGCAUUGAAGGGCUGGAAUGGGAGACAUUGGAGUCUGAUUCGCGGACUCUCCACGUGUGGCGUUGGAUAGUGGAUGCUGAAGCUAACCUGAAAGCAGCUCGCCAUAUUAAUGACAAAUUGAGAAGACAACAUGAAGAGGAAAAAGUGGAACUGGAGAAAUAUUCUGAACAUAUACGUGCUAAAUGUGAGGAACGAGUUAAAGAGCUAGAUGACGAGGUCCAACACUUGAAGGAGGAUUUGGAGGCUCUACUGGCAGGUACACAAGCAGUUUCAGCCUUGCUUCUUGAAGAAGGCUUAGAGGAUGUGGCUCAGAGCUCAUUGGGGGAACAGAUUGCUUACCUGCUCGUGGAGAGGUCAAAGCUGAACGAAGAACUGACUGCUGCUCGAACCAAACCAGCUUCUGAUCGUGAAAAAGAUCUGACAACUCAGCUCAUCAAGACAUGUACAGACUUAGAACUUCUAAAGCGAACUCAUCAAGAGGCAGAAUGUCAGCUGACGGAAAUGUCGGACCGAGUUGCACUACUGGAAAAGGCCUCAUGUCAACUAGAAUUGGACAAUGAGACCUUGGCCUAUAAGCUCUCUGAGGCCUUGGCUGAGAUAGAGGAUAAUGAAGGGCAACUCCGACGAUGCGGCAAGAACUCGUGCUUCAGACGAGGAGAGUCGCUACGAACAAGCUUGCGGAGCCAAGAGGAAUUUGAACCACAAAGCCUAAGGAGCCUACCACUCUCAGACAGUGCAUUCUCUCAUGGGGAUCCUCAAAGGAAGGGUGUUCACAAAAGAGAGUCUUCAAGAAGUAGCGAGAGAAGAAAGCUAAGGGAGCCAGCAAGAAUGGAAAGAGGCAAAUCGCCUAGGAAUAGCCUGAGGAAAAGACACAAUGACAGGGCAAGCAUCUUGGGCGGAGGAGCUGAAGUUAAGGAUGCCGUGCCUCACAUUGACGAAGGAGAGUCGGCAUCAUCAUUACUCGGGAAAGGUCAUGAACUGUUUGGCAGUCAUCGCAACAGCAUUGUGAGCUGUGGAUCUACUUCCCCUAGAAAGCUCCAUUCACUCUUUGACGAACAAAUUCAAAGUUCCAGAAACCAAAUCAGUAUGCUAGAAGAGGUUAAGAAGCUUCAAAUUGAGCUGGAAACAAUUAAAAAGAAUCUUGUAGAAGCUGGGGACAAAUAUGAAUUUAUUGUGCGAAAAUAUGAAGUCUAUAAGAUUAAAAGCAAAAAUAAAGUUUAUUCAGUCAAAUCCGUUUAUCAGUCAGAGCUCGACACCUUGAAGCGAAGGAUUGGCCAGCUAGAAGCAGAAGUGGCCCUCCAGGGAGACCAACUUCAGGCCGAAGAGUCCUUGAGACGGCAGCUGGAACAAGAUUUAUCGAGCAUUAGAACAGAUCGUCAGGAGUUGGCAAUGAGAGUGCGUGAAAGUGAGAGAAUAGCCCAAGACCGCAGCCAGGAAGUUAAGCUACUUGAAGAGAAAGUAAGACUUAUCCAGGGUAUGAACCAAGAGCUCAGUGAGAAGCUUCAGGAACUCAGUGUAGCAGCUAUUGUUGGGUAGAACCAUAUUGUCUUGUAGGAUGAUAAAAUAAUAUUGUAUUGAAAGUGAAUUUUAUAAUUAGCCUGACAACAUUUUCAUCCAUUUUAAAAUCAUAAUCAAUUUGUUUAUAUUCUGUUAUUAAUUUGAAUAUUUAAUGAUAUUUUCAUUUUUUUAAUUUGAUAUUUUUCUCCACACUGCUAAUGGUUUUUCUGGGGGUGUAUCGUAUUUUUUUCAGCACACAGUAUUAAACACGCCUAAUUUACAAGGUUAUUUUGUGGAAAAGCUAUUUUAGUAUGUUUCAUCAUACAUUUUUUUUAAAGUGAUUUUCAAGUGGUUGUGUAGACGAACUGCAGUCUCUUAUUAUCUAAUAGCUGUGGGUAACAUAGCAACUGUAAGGAUAAAGGGGGAAAACUAUAAAUUGGUCAAUAAUUAACAAAGUUGUUUUGUGGUUUUAGAGGUUGUUGGGAAGAGAAAUUUGCAUUGAGACAACAUUAAGGUAACUAGUUUGUCUAGGUGAGACCUUGAUAAGCUUAACAGGCUUCUUUUACCUUACUAUGGGAAACUAUUAUUGUGACUCACAAUAGAUAUACUGAAUUUGAAAAUAACUCAGGGGUUAACACCCAACCAAUUGGCUUACAACCAAUUGGACCCAUGUUUGUUGCCUCAGGCAGGACGAAAUGUUUAAUUGGCACAUUUCCAUACACCUGAUGCCCGAGUUAAUCUCGCAGUGUAUAAGGUACCCAGGAGUUAGACAACUAUUGUGGGACCCUGCCUAAGUAUUGUAAGAUGAAACCCACAAUAGGAUUGUGGGUCGCAGGUUCCCCGCCCCCCCUUCCCCUUCCCCUUUGGUCAGCAUUUGACCAAGGAGGACCCAGACUAACAGGCUUCUGUGCCAGGCAAUGGAAAACCAUAUAAUUCUGUCUUGAUCAAAGUAAGAAGUAAUUCAUUAUAAUAAAGUUGAAUAGUUUAAGCAUUUGUAGUAUGCCAGGUUUCUUAAAUUGUGAGGUCAAGGAAUAUCAGCGCUGAUGAUACCAACUUUAUAAUGCUGAAUAUCUACUAUGAUUUAGGAGAUAUUUGGGCUCCUAGCCCAAAUUAUACUUAAAAAAAAAUGCAUUUUCAAUUAAGGAAGCAAGUGAUAUUUAUGGAAGUAAUUUAAGGAAUAUCUUAAAAUAUUUAAGGAAGUAAAUGAUAUAUGAUAUGUUUAUAUCAUAUAUUUACCGUACUUUGUAUUUAGUAUGCAUAGUACAUUCGGUAUACAGUUUUGUUUACAUUGUACGGUGUGUAUGGUAUAUCAGUAAUGUGAGUGGUUCAUGAAUUACAUACCUUACAAUAUAAAAAAAAAAAAUUGUACACUACUUCUUGCAUAUUUAAUGUACAGUAUAUUAAAAUAAUUUAAAAAUGUAUAUUUUUUAUAAAUUAUCAGAAAGCAUAGAUAUCAUUGUAAUUAUUAAUGUGUUUUAAUUUAUGAAUUUAUUUUAUUUAUUUCAUUGUAUCAUGUAAAAAACUUUAUUCUGUCUUUGAUGAAUGAGAUGUUGUCAUACAAAGGAGGUUUCAUUUUUGAUGGUAAAUAAAGCAUUUUGUUACAAA
This is a messenger RNA of Procambarus clarkii (red swamp crayfish), 3466 nucleotides long. RefSeq lists its product as uncharacterized. Lineage: Eukaryota; Metazoa; Arthropoda; Malacostraca; Decapoda; Cambaridae. The record is from RefSeq and is a predicted model, not a curated record.